Salvia miltiorrhiza (redroot sage) is the source of this 1067-nucleotide messenger RNA. RefSeq names its product plant UBX domain-containing protein 1. The transcript has 7 exons. The record is from RefSeq and is a predicted model, not a curated record. Gene Ontology annotation, molecular function: ATPase binding. Gene Ontology annotation, biological process: protein-containing complex disassembly. The coding region runs from base 151 to 894 and encodes 247 amino acids. Lineage: Eukaryota; Viridiplantae; Streptophyta; Magnoliopsida; Lamiales; Lamiaceae.
CGAAAGGAAGCCACGAGACCCGACCCGAGCCAAAAGUAAGCAAAACCCAAUUCCCAUUUCUAAAAUCUCUCAUUUCAAAAAUUCAUCAACAAAUUUUAGGGGUUAGAUAAAUAGCUGAAGGGAAUCGGAGAAGGUGUUGCUUAUACGGUGAUGAUUGAUUCUUCACCAUCUUGGAAGCGUAGAAGGUUCAUUGCUGUUUCUCCUAUGGAAUCAGAAUUGGCUAAGGGGAGGCUUGCAGCUGCUAGAGAAAAGUAUGGACGAGAUAUCCGAGUGUAUGAAACAUCUUUAGCUUCUGCAACCCCGUCAAAUGUCUCUGAUAUGGAAGAGACAGAUGAGUUUUAUGAGUUCACAGCAGAGGAUUACUUCCGGGUUUCGGCUACUAAAAAGGAAGAUAAAUACUUGAAGACGAAAAAGAUCCGGGACGCAGAGGAGGCUGCUCGAAGAUCAAGGAUGACAAAGGCGGGGGUCAAAGUGCGUUUCCCUGACAAUCUUACACUAGAGGCCUCAUUUCAUCCAUCUGAGACAAUGCAAGCCUUAUUCGAUCUCCUGACUAAAGUUGUUGCUCGCCCUGAUUUACCGUUCUAUCUAUACACCACGCCUCCAAAAAAGCAAAUAAAGGAUUUGUCCCAGGACUUCUAUUCUGCUGGCUUUGUACCAGGCGCAAUUGUGUACUUUGCAUAUGAGGUGCCCAAAGGUGAUGAUGGUGCAUACACGGGUCCCUCCCUUCAAGAGGAAGUCGUGUCGUUGCAAGGUCUGGAAUUGGUAGCACAACAGGAGGCCCCUGAGCCAACACCAGAAGCAGCUGCAACAAGCCCCUCUGUCGUUCCUGAGCAGACCGAACAAAAGCCGAGUGAGAAGAAGAAGAUGGUCAAGCCAAAGUGGUUGAAAAUGUGAACAAUGUAGUAUUCUGAGAAACUAAAUGUCACCCCAAAACUUACUGUGAAUAUUAUGCUCUAUUCAAAUGCAAAUCUACAAAACUGUAUGAUCGCAUUGUGCUCUGAAAAUCUAUUGUUUGGUUAAACAUUUUGUAUUCUGGUAAAUUUGAUUGAGAUUUGAAGUUCCAAACA